Molecule: messenger RNA, 2383 nt
Organism: Physcomitrium patens
Lineage: Eukaryota; Viridiplantae; Streptophyta; Bryopsida; Funariales; Funariaceae
Product: altered inheritance of mitochondria protein 32
Source: RefSeq, a predicted model, not a curated record
CUGCGCUCGUGGAAUGUUGGCGUUGGAAAGCAAGCUCGUGGUCCGCACCAUAGCGCACCAUAUCUGUGUCAAGGUCGAUUUCCACAUCGGUAUUUUCGGCGGAUGAUUCGGAGAGGAAUCAUUGAUUCGGACGCGACGUGGAUAUUUUUGUUGGGUUAUUUAAGUGCGGGGGGUUCGUCGGGCGUUAGUGGUUGCGACAGGUCCGUGACUCCGUGUGUGAGAAGUAUCGUUUGUUGGAGUGCGCUGUCGAUGCCAGUGUGUGUUGGGCGCGUGUCGGAAUUAAGCUGGUCGUGAAGGUGCUGGCACUCCUUGACUGGGUCGACCUUGGCGUGUGGGAGGAGACUUUUGAGAUUUGGGAGUUUCGUUUUUGUUGCGUGCUGUGGGUUGUUCUCGAGGCUUUGCAGGGGAGUGAAUUGGGUUCGCUCUGUUAGUCGUCCUGGCUCUCUUUUCGUUCCCGCGUGUGGCUAGAUCGAGCGCCGAAGCACUCUGCAAGGCGUUCUACUGUCCUGUUGCUUCGAGAUUAGAGCCCUUGCAAGCCCGGUCGUUGUUCGUGUCUCCCAUCGCUUCGCAUCCUAAUUCCUCGGUCGCUUCUGUAUGUGGUGCUUCCUUCUCUCUGAGAUCAAGCACCGUUUUGCAUUUUAGAGGCUCUAGAAAAGGCUUGGUUUCUUGCAUGGCAAGCAAUUCUAUUGCCGGAGAGCUCAUCCCUGAGAGUGUUGAGAAGAAGCAAGUGGAGAUGGGCAGCACUGAAGAGAAUUUAGAUGCAACGCAUGGAUUUACGCGACCUGAAAUGAUGAAGAAGAAACCGCUGGUUGGUAGCGUCGACUUGUAUGAUCGCCACGUAUUUUUACGCUACAACCAGCCAAGUAGCUGGCCAGCGAAAGUAGAAGCUGCAGACUACCAUCCUUUGCCAUCUAAACUGGUCAGUACGCUGCGUAGCAAGAGAAACGAAUUACCGAAGAAGACUCGCUUGACUAUUGCCGAUGGCCAAGAUGAGCCUGAAAGGACAAACGGAGAUAUUUUGGUGUUUCCCGACAUGGUGAAGUAUAAGGGAAUUUCAGAAUCAGAUGUUGAAUCUUUUGUCGAUGAGGUACUGUUGAAGGGGGACAAGUGGGCCUUAGGGGAAUCUGAGCCUCUUGUUGGAACCCAUGUGUUCAUCUGUGCACAUGGCAGUCGUGACAAGAGGUGUGGUGUAUGCGGACCUCCUUUAAGAGAGCGUUUCAAUCAGGAAAUUGCUCUGCGUGGGCUAGGUGAACAAGUGUUUGUAAACUAUUGCUCUCACAUCGGAGGCCAUAAGUAUGCCGGUAACGUGAUUGUGUUUAGACCUGAUGGAGGUUCUGGAGGUUGCUCGGGUCAUUGGUACGGGUACGUCACUCCUGAUGAUGUCCCAGAGAUAAUGGAGAAGCACAUUGGACUUGGCGAGGUGGUGGGUCGGCUUUGGAGGGGUCAGAUGGGAUUGACUGAGGAUGAGCAGAAGGAAGUUCAGCAGAAAAGGAACCCCUCCAGUAAUCUAACUCAGGAUGGCACUAAACCAGAAGGGAAGGUGGAUGCAGCUUCAACAUCUACUGGAGCAACUGCUCCUAUUAGGAAAAAGCCUCCUCCUCCUCUACUUCCACGCAUUGGGUCACGCGACCUGCACCAAAUGUGUGGGGACGAACAGGAAGAAGAAGGUCCACUUAAACCGUACGAGGAGAAGAAAAAGCCUAGGUUCAAAUGGCCAACGUGGGUGGAAGACUGGGAAUCUGGAGACACAAUAGCCGUGGUGACUCUCGCAACUGCAGUUACUGCUAUUUAUUUCGCAUACCAUGCUUAUCGCGUAACUUCCCAGCAAAAUUAAGUCAAUUAACUUCGCAGAUAAGUCAGCGUUUAUGCAUUUUGAGUUUAGCAACUUUACAGUGGAGGAAUACGGUAUAUAGCAAUGUACGAGCGGGGUGUCAUGACAGGUUUUUAUGGCUGUGGGAAAUGCGACUUUUGUUUUUUAGCUGAACUGGAGAGGGCCAUGGUAAACUCCACUUGCAACUAUAGGAGGUUGUCACAGUCGUGACAUCUCUUUGGAACCAAACCUACUAUUUUUUCAAGCAGAAAAAUCUGUUUAGCAGCCUCCUAAGUCAUAAUUCAUAACUGUGGCCAGAUGGCCUUUUUGAGGACUACUCUCAAAUCACUCAGAAUCUAUGAUCGAAGCAACCGUAGGUGAGGGAAUUGCUUCUUCAACACGAAGAAUGUCGGCUGCAGGAAUCAUGGCGCACUCUUGGCUUAUUGCAGAUACUGGGAGAGCAACAUCUUCUGCAGUGAAAUUCUUUGGUAGUAUACUGGAACUAGUGGAAUCCAUGCUUAUAGAACAAGGCAACGAAGCUUCCCCUCUUAACAAUUUUCUCAUCACAUUUCA